AUGGAGAGAGCGAAGGCUCCAGGGGUAAGUGCAAGAUGGUUUGCCUCCACACGACCAAAACCAGUGAAGCCCAGCACAUAUAUUCUUUAUCAAGAAGAACUGAUAGAGAAGAAGAAAAAGGAGAUUGCAGCCAAAGCCCAGCAUCAAACCAAGCAGCCGCAGCCACAGCCAAGUGUAGCACCUCAAGAUUCAGUCUCUCAGAGUGCAUCCUCAUCUGCAUCCAACAAGUUUGCAAAUGAUGGCAGCUUCUUGCAGCAAUUUCUCAAGUUGCAGAAAGACAAGUCAAGCAAUGAAAACUUAUCAAGCUCUUCUGGAAGCUCAGGAACCUCUCAGAAAAAGCCCAUCUUGAUAGGAAAGAGGCAUGGGCAUAUAGAAAGCAUGCUGAACCAGAUGAAGAACUAUUCCCAUACAAAACAGACUCCCACAUUGAACAGGCUUAGUGUCUUUAAGUCUCCUGAAGAAGAUGAUGAUGAUGAAGAGGAUUAUGAGCAGUGGUUGGAAAUUAAAGUUUCACCCCCAGAGGACUCAGAAAUCCGAAAGGUUGUGGAGAAGUUAGCCCGCUUUGUAGCAGAAGGGGGACGAGAGCUGGAAAAAAUGGCAAAGGAGGAUUAUAAAGACAACCCAGCAUUUGGAUUCCUGCAUGACACAAACAGCCGAGAGUUCCUCUAUUACAGAAGGAAACUGGCAGAGUAUAAAAAGGAAAGCAAAGACCCACAGAAAGAGGCAGCCAACAAUGAUGAUGAAGAAAGCAAGAUGUUUGCAGAGAAACUAGCCAGAUUUGUGGCAGAUGGGGGUCCUGAGGUAGAAGCUAUUGCUUUGCAAAACAACAGGGAAAAUCCUGCCUUCAGAUUUUUGUAUGACCAAAAUAGCAGAGGUUUUAAGUGGUAUAAACUUAAAUUGGAGGAGUAUAGACGAGCCAAGCACCAUUCAACUGAUCCUCCAUCGGCAACAAAUUUCAAACAUAAAUUAACCCCAGAGACGAGCAACUCUGCACUUCCAUCAACCUCGUUGCAGACCCCCACAGUCUCCGACAUUGUUAACACAGAGCAAACAGCUAUGAAAAGAAAACGCAAGAGCCGUUGGGGUCCAGAAGAUGACAAAGUGGAUAUGCCACCUGCAAAUGUAUCAACAGACCCUCCAGAUACCAGCCUUUUAACUGCUCAGGAUCUAAAGGGCCUUGGGUAUGACAAGGGCAAGCCAGUGGGACUGGUAGGAGUAACUGAACUCUCCGAGGCCCAGAAAAAGCAGCUGAAGGAGCAGCAGGAGAUGCAGCAAAUGUACAACAUGAUUAUGACACACAAGCGAGCUAUGCAGGAGGUGCAACUUAUGUGGGAAAAAGCCAUUAAACAGCACCAGCAUGAGUAUGAUAGUGAUGAAGAGGUUGACAAUGAGUUUGGGACAUGGGAGCAUCAGCUGCGUCGCAUGGAAAUGGACAAAACCAGAGAGUGGGCAGAGGAGCUGACAGAGAUGGGACGUGGGAAGCAUUUCAUUGGAGAUUUUCUUCCACCAGAUGAGUUAGAGAAGUUCAUGGAAACUUUCAAAGCUCUGAAGGAAGGUCGGGAGCCAGACUAUUCUGAGUACAAGGAGUUCAAAUUGACUGUAGAAAACCUUGGAUAUCAGAUGCUUAUGAAGAUGGGUUGGAAGGAAGGAGAAGGCUUGGGGACUGAAGGUCAAGGAAUCAAGAAUCCUGUUAACAAGGGUACUACGGCAGUUGAUGGUGCAGGUUUUGGCAUUGACCGCCCUGCAGAGUUGAAUAAAGGUGAUGAUGAAUAUGAUGCAUUUCGUAAAAGAAUGAUGCUGGCAUACCGUUUCAGGCCCAAUCCACUGAAUAACCCCAGGCGUCCUUAUUACUGAAGGUUCAGCACAAGAUGCCUAUUACGGAACUGUGAUCUCUGCAGAAGUCUCACCAUCUCCCUUUCUGGGAAAAAGUGUUACUGUACUUUGAGUUACUGGAUGGGAGAACCUUUCUGUCUGAUAGUAUGUAAGGACUGCUGCUAACUUCAGUUGGCACACAUAGCAACCACAUGUACCUUAUGCAUUCCCUCACAAUUAGCUGUCACAGAAAGACUACUUAAUAAAUCUUUUUAGUUCACAAACUGUCUGUUCAGUCAUUUAAAAAAAAAAAAAAAAAA
Molecule: messenger RNA, 2132 nt
Organism: Xenopus tropicalis (tropical clawed frog)
Lineage: Eukaryota; Metazoa; Chordata; Amphibia; Anura; Pipidae
Gene: sugp1
Product: SURP and G-patch domain containing 1
Biological process (GO): mRNA processing; RNA processing
Cellular component (GO): nucleus
Molecular function (GO): nucleic acid binding; RNA binding
Source: RefSeq, marked provisional